GUUCCCCGCUCUCUGGAGGCAAAAUCCAUGGUUCAGUUCAUCUCACAACUCUAUUCUUUAGCCUCACCCUAGCCAGUCCUCUGACCCCCGUAGCCACAUUUCCCACUGUUCAACCUGGGCCCCAUACAGUCGUCCCCCUCCGCGUACACUGUCGGUCGCUCCACUCUAGCAUUGACCGAGGAUCCAAGAGUUAUAGAUUGCUAUCGAAGACGCUUGGAGCUUGCCAAACGACAGGGCGAUGAGAGUGUUAUUCGGCAGAUGGAGGAAAACAUCAGGCAUGCCGAACUUCCUCACGUAGUGGAAUACAAUUAUCUUGGGAUGCCCUACACUCCUGGUACUCACGGCCCCGAUCGAAGAAUUCGUUUGGACUUAGAUGGAUUCGACUUGGACUUUGUCUAUUGGGAUACACGGUUGAUUGGAGAGAAGGUUAUUUUGGGAUGCACCGUCAUGCCGCACGAUCUCGCAUCCACUACCCUCUACGACUGGCGGGAGCAUAAUGUAAAAGUCUUCAUGAUCGACCGCUUGGAUCGCGAAAUCGAGGUUACGAAUGAUUUCCUGAUGACUGGCGUCGCUGGGCAGAAGAUAAUCAUCAAAGUCCCAACGGGCCAUUCAAGUUUACCUUGCACAUCUCAACUUGUCAUGUUUCAGCCUGAAGAGGACCCUUUGCCUGUGCCUAUCCUUGCCCUUUAUUAAUUGUAUCCAUUGUUGGAACCUGAUCUCUUUGCUCAUAUGCUGCCUUGGAGUUAGGUAACAGAAUGGAAACAACAAGCAAGUGACAUGUUAUAACGUGUCUUGACGCGUAUGGGUAAUCAGGGAUGCGUUUUAGUGUGUUAGAGCAGCGAACUAGGGGCAGCCAUAUCGUUUGUGAUACGGAAACUGGGAACGAGCACACACGGGAGGUUCAUUCGCGGGUUACCAAGGUGAACAAACUCGAGAUUUGAAAUCUGAGUCAUCCUCUG
Molecule: messenger RNA, 959 nt
Organism: Marasmius oreades (fairy-ring Marasmius)
Lineage: Eukaryota; Fungi; Basidiomycota; Agaricomycetes; Agaricales; Marasmiaceae
Exons: 2
Coding region: 259-693 (144 amino acids)
Source: RefSeq, a predicted model, not a curated record